Stylonychia lemnae is the source of this 294-nucleotide messenger RNA. The record is from the annotation of a GenBank genome assembly. NCBI's taxonomy places the organism in Eukaryota, Ciliophora, Spirotrichea, Sporadotrichida, Oxytrichidae.
AUGAAGUUGCAAUAUAUUACAUCAGUACUGAUCAUUUCUAUUCUGAUCCUCAAUGUUUCAGCUGCUCCAACCUCAAUUGGAAGAUUUGUACAAAGUCCAGUGGUCUAGAAUCUCUUCGACUGGCUUGCACUUCUUACAGCUGAUAUCACCUAUUAUCUCAAUUACCUUACUCUUUCAGCCUAUUGUGACUGGUAUGUUUCCAAGUAAUUCUCUACCUAUGCAAAAAAAGAUAUUGUAAGACUCUGCAUGAGAAGCAUAAAACUGGAAAUGGAAAAGAACUUUGGAUAUUAUUGA